UGCGCAGUGACCUCGGCUCCGCUGUCGUCUGAGAAUGGCCGCAGCAGGAAUAAACAAGCAGGGAGCCGUAGCGACGAUGGAGCCCUGCAUCCGACACGGGAGAGGGGCCAGCGGAAACACGGUUAAGGUACUGGAGUGCGGCGUGUGCGAGGACGUCUUCUCUCUCCAAGGAGAUAAAGUCCCGCGUCUUCUGCUCUGCGGUCACACGGUGUGCCAUGACUGUCUUACCCGGUUGCCCCUACAUGGACGAGCGGUCCGCUGCCCGUUCGACAGACAGGUCACUGAGCUGGGAGACUCUGGAGUUUGGGGCCUAAAGAAGAACUUUGCUUUGCUUGAACUUUUGGAGCGACUCCAGAAUGGAGCGUCCAACCAGUCAGGAAUGUCGGAGGAUGCCCUGAAAGGAAUGGGAGAAUGUAUAAUUCGCUGCGAUGAGGACGAGAGCCACACGGCCUCCGUGUACUGCACUGUGUGUGCCACCCACCUGUGUGCCGAGUGCUCCCAGCUCACCCACUCCACCCGCACGCUGGCCAAACACCGUCGGGUGCCGUUGGCCGACAAGCCUCACGAGAAGACGCUGUGCCCGCAGCACCAGGUCCACGCCAUCGAGUUCGUCUGCCUGGAGGAGCCCUGUCAGUCCGGCCCUCUCAUGUGUUGUGUGUGUAAGGAGUACGGCAAGCACCAGGGACAUAAGCACGCAGUUCUUGAGACCGAAGCUAAUCAGAUCCGUGCAUCCAUUCUGGACAUGGCUCACUGCAUCCGCACCUUCACAGACGAAGUGUCAGAGUACUCGAGGAAGCUGGUGGGAAUUGUGCAGCAAAUCGAAGGAGGAGAGCAGAUCGUGGAGGACGGAGUAGGCAUGGCACACACUGAACAUGUUCCCGGCACGGCGGAGAGCGCUCGCUCCUGUGUCCGAGCUUACUUCGCUGACCUCCACGAGACGCUAUGUCGGCAGGAGGAGAUGGCGCUGAGCGUGGUGGACGCUCACGUCAGGGAGAGGCUGAUCUGGCUGAGGCAGCAGCAGGAGGACAUGACCAUCCUGCUGUCUCAGGUCUCCACCGCAUGUCUGCACUGUGAGAAGACGCUUCAACAGGAUGACUGCAGAGUCGUGUUGGCAAAGCAGGAGAUCAACUGUUUGCUGGAGACGCUUCAGAAGCAGCAGCACCAGUUCACAGAGCUGGCGGAUCACAUUCAGCUGGAUGCCGGCAUCCCCGUCACCUUCACUAAGGAUAAUCGCGUGCACAUCGGUCCAAAGAUGGAGAUCCGAGUCGUGACUCUCGGGCUCGACGGAGCUGGAAAAACAACCAUCCUCUUUAAGCUGAAGCAAGAUGAGUUCAUGCAGCCGAUCCCAACUAUCGGUUUCAACGUGGAGACGGUUGAAUAUAAGAACUUGAAAUUCACUAUCUGGGACGUGGGCGGAAAACAUAAGCUCAGACCUCUCUGGAAACACUAUUAUCUGAACACUCAAGCGGUGGUGUUUGUGAUUGACAGCUGCCACAGGGACCGACUGAUGGAGGCGCACAGCGAGCUGGCAAAACUACUGACGGAGAAGGAGCUGAGAGACGCCUUGUUGCUCAUCUUUGCAAACAAACAGGACGUUCCCGGUGUCGUGUCCGUGGAGGAGAUGACGGAGCUGCUGAGUCUACACAAGCUGUGCUGCGGGAGGAGUUGGCACAUUCAGGGCUGCGAUGCCCGCAGCGGCAUGGGCCUCCACGAGGGGCUGGACUGGCUCUCCAGACAGCUGGUGGCAGCCGGCGUCCUGGACGUAGCCUAAAACGUCUCCACCACC
Scomber scombrus (Atlantic mackerel) is the source of this 1786-nucleotide messenger RNA. It is a transcript of the gene trim23, whose product is annotated as tripartite motif containing 23. The coding region runs from base 35 to 1771 and encodes 578 amino acids. Gene Ontology annotation, biological process: vesicle-mediated transport; intracellular protein transport. Gene Ontology annotation, cellular component: lysosomal membrane; plasma membrane; cytoplasm. Gene Ontology annotation, molecular function: zinc ion binding; GTP binding; GTPase activity. The record is from RefSeq and is a predicted model, not a curated record. The transcript has 11 exons. NCBI's taxonomy places the organism in Eukaryota, Metazoa, Chordata, Actinopteri, Scombriformes, Scombridae.